Messenger RNA from Ylistrum balloti, 771 nucleotides. RefSeq names its product acyl-coenzyme A diphosphatase NUDT19-like. Gene Ontology annotation, cellular component: mitochondrion. NCBI's taxonomy places the organism in Eukaryota, Metazoa, Mollusca, Bivalvia, Pectinida, Pectinidae. The coding region runs from base 1 to 771 and encodes 256 amino acids. The transcript has a single exon. The record is from RefSeq and is a predicted model, not a curated record. Gene Ontology annotation, molecular function: hydrolase activity, acting on acid anhydrides, in phosphorus-containing anhydrides.
AUGAUCAUCAAAGAACCUGUAGAUAGCUCUUAUGGGAAUUCAAAAUCAGUAGAACCCCAAGUAUCGGCAUCUGUUCUAUGUUUACGGCGAGUAAAACAAUCUUUUGAAAUUCUGUUUGUGCAGCGACCAAAAACAUCACGAGUGGCACCAGAGUAUUAUGUUUUUCCUGGCGGUAAGAUAGACCCCGAAGAUGCUUCAGAUAGCGCUUUGAGUCGUCUUUCUAAUACCUCUCCGACAUGUUGUUCAACAGAUGUAACUUAUCCUAUUGCUCUUGCAGCAUGCCGCGAGUUAUAUGAAGAGGUUGGCAUUUUAGUUACGCAGGAUGAGACAGAAUCCGUUGACAGCUUAGCAACAAUGAUCUCUUUAGAAACUUUUUAUACAGAUCUUAUCAAAGCGCAGAUCAAGUUAGACAUCAGCAAACUACAUUAUUGGCUUCGCUGGAUUACACCAAAACCAAUGCCAGUUCGGUUUGAUACCUAUUUCUUUGUACUCCAAGUACCUGAACAACUUCAAGUUUUUCCCCAUCCAGAUGAAAUUGAAAAUAUCUGUUGGAUGCACCCUCAAGAAGCAUUAAUGGCUUAUACUGAAGGCCAAAUGCCGAUGCUAUUUCCGACGGUACGUAACUUGGAACAGUUGGCAUCUUUAGAAUGUAUAGAUGACGUAAUCACAUUUGUGAGAGAAUUUCCUAAACUAACAAUAGAACCCACGCUAUAUCGAGAUAAAACUGGAGAACUUGAGUUAGAAAUGCCUACCAAUUGGCCUAUCUGUUAA